This is a messenger RNA of Micromonas commoda, 13033 nucleotides long. RefSeq lists its product with no specific name. Bases 1 to 12933 code for a protein of 4310 amino acids. Gene Ontology annotation, biological process: protein polyubiquitination; proteasome-mediated ubiquitin-dependent protein catabolic process; positive regulation of protein catabolic process. The transcript has 3 exons. The record is from RefSeq and is a predicted model, not a curated record. Lineage: Eukaryota; Viridiplantae; Chlorophyta; Mamiellophyceae; Mamiellales; Mamiellaceae. Gene Ontology annotation, molecular function: protein binding; ubiquitin-protein transferase activity.
AUGGGGAAGGUAACGCCAGCCAAGAGGAAGGUGGAGACGCCUUCGGCCGUGAAGGCCCUGGUGGACAAGAUCGUGGCCACGCCGUGCCUGCAGCUGGCCGAUGUGUUCGGUCCUUUUGCAUGGACGUUUGGGAGGGGUGACUUUCAACACUGGAUCGCGGUGCUCAACCACUUCGAUGAGUUCUUCGAACAGCACGUCAAGCCGAGGGCGGACCUGGAGCUCAGGGAUCUGACGCGUUCAGUCGCGGAGCCGUUCCCCCUGGCGCCGUGCCUGUGGAUUCUCAGGACGUCCAACGUCAUCCUGGACAACUGCGCCAACAGGCACAUGUACGCGUCGUCUGAGCACCUCGCGUCGCUCCUAGCGCACGAAGACGAUGACGUGGCGCUCGGUGCGCUCGGAGUUCUCGCCUCGGCCACGCGCAGGCCCCCGGGUACGCGCUCCAGCAACAGGUUCAGGGCGGAUGCGAGGAUGGCGGGCCGGCUCGCCGCUCUUUGCGCCGGACUGCACGACGGCGCGUCCAAGGGCGGUGACGAGCACAAGGCGGCCGAGCGCGGCGCGAACAAUCGGUCCGUCGCGUCCUCCGCGACGGUGUUUGGCCAAAAGAUUGGCGCGAACGACCUGGAGAGCGGAAACAGCUGCGACGUUCACUUUGAAUUUUAUAGCGAAGGCGACGGCGCGACCAGGCUCAUCGCCGAGGAUGUUCGCGCCGGGUCACCGAUGGCGACGGCGUCGGAGCUGGUGAGCAAGCAUGGCGUACCCGACGAACUCAAGUUCACGCUGUACGCGAGGGUUCGGCUGGCGAAGCUCGCGGCGACGAUGCGGGGCGCGGCGAUUGCGACGCAGAUUCGGCUGUGCGCGUUUUGCGUGCUGCUGCAGAGCGAGCUCACCGCGGCGGGCGGGGACGAUCAGGGGCUGCAGUUCAUCAGGGAGCCCUCGCCGGAGUUCGUCGCGGAGCUGCUGAGGAUACUGAGGCUCGAGGGAGACGGCGGGUGCCCCCCCGCGGUGGUGGAACUCGCACUCAGGGUGCUGGCCGCGUUGGCGGGUGACCGGGCGCACCAGGGCGGGGUCAUCACCGCGAUGCGCGCGGGUGGCCAGCCGCAGGUGUUCGCCGCGCUGGUGAACAGCGCGGUGCAGCGGCUGACCGCGGCGCCGUCGCCGCCCAUCGGUAAGCAGGUGGGCGAGAGCUCGCUGCCAACGCUGGAGGUUGAGUCCAUCAACGCGGAGGCUGACGCGCCGGUGCCCCUCGCGGAGGCUCUCGUCGCGCUGCUCGGCACCCUGGUCAUAUCCCACGGCGGGUGCCAGACCUUACGGGACGUGAGCCUGCUCCCCGUGUUGCUGCCGCUGUUGAGGAACAGGAACCCGAGGCACCUGCACAUCGUGUCCCACGCGGUGCACGUGCUCGAGAUUUUCAUGGAUUACGCCAGCGCCGCGGCGGCGGCUUUCCGCGAGCUCGGCGGGUUGGACCUCGUGGUGGACAGGCUGCGGCAGGAGACACGGGACGCGCUCGACGAGUUCGAGGCGACGCAUAAGGACAGGGAUGACGGGGACAACGAGAAGGGGAGCGUGCACUUGGUGUCGUCGCAGCGCAGGGUGCUGAUUAAGGCUCUGAUGCGCGCGAUGGCGCUCACGAAUUUCUCCCCGGGGAUGGGCAACGUCCCCGCCGCGGGUCUCGACGACGGUAAGUUGUGCCUGGCGCUGAACGACAUCUUCGGCAGCGCCAGAUUGUUCGGCAGCGGGGUGUUCUCGCUCGCGGCGAACCUCCUGUGCGACGUGAUGAACCACGAGCCGACGAGCUACUGGAAGCUCGAGAAGCACGGCACCCCCGAGGCGUUCAUCGCGGCUUGGGAAAAGCCCAAGGAGCACGCGCCGUUGCCAUCCGCGGACGCGCUGGCGUGUCUGCCCGUCACUCUGGGCGCGCUGUCGCUCUCCGCGGAGGGCCUCGAGAGGGUGAAGAAGUCCAGGGCCCUGGAUGCGCUCGCCGAUGCUUUUACCACCCGCACCUACGCCAAGCUCUUGCAGGGCGAGACUGCGAGCACCAUCGGCGGCAACCUGGACGAGCUGCUCAGGCACGUCCCCAGCCUCCAGGAUAUGGGCGUGAGACUCGCGGUGGACGUGCUCCGUCGGCUGGUGGAACUGGGCGGCGGCACCGUGGAGCAUGCGCAGGAUUCCAAGGUUGAUAAGGACCCGGUGAAGAAGGCGAGGAUGGACGGCGACUCUAGCCCGGGUGGCGCCAGCGAUUCUCCCAGAGGAAUGGACACGGACUCUGCCGAGAAGGAAGAGCCGGAUGAGAAGCAGCUUUCGCCCUCGUUCCUCAUGGAGGCGGUGGCCAACGCGGCGCACCUGAUCGACAGCAUGCUCCCCACGGACGAGUGCGGCCAGAAGUUUGUUGAGCAGGGCGGAAUGCAGCUCCUGAUUCAGCUGCACACCCUGCCACUGCACGGACCAAAUUUUUCUUCCUCGUCGCAGUGCCACGCGCUCUCCGUCACGCUCCGCGCACUCGCUGGGCAACACUCGAAGGAGCUCGCCAAAAAGGUGCAGGUUGCGCUGGGCACGGCUGUCGAGAAGGCAAUCCUCGCGAUGAGUCACGGUCAUGAGAACGACUUGUAUCCGCCUUUCGCUCCGAUGAGGGAUUUCCAGUGGCGCUGCAUCAAUGAAGAGAAAAUGGAAACCAUCGGCCACGGGGCACCCAAUCCCUUGCCUGUUGAUUCUAUCGCAGCGAAGGCAAAGAAGAUUCGCGCAGCGCUCGCAGACGCGGAGGCGCUACUCAACCUCACUACCACGCUGAUCAGAUCGUCUCCCGGCAUGCUACCAACGCUGUGCAGCGGCGACGACAGCUGGACUUCCCAUAGGUCUCACGACGCCAAUGGUUGGGUUCCGGGACUGAUCACGAGGAUUUCACACCUCCAGCGACAGGUGCAGGCCACCGCAGCAGUGCUCCAAGAUGAGUACGGAUUGAGAAAAUGUGAUAUGGAGGAAAAUCAGAAGAAAGUCAAGGAGCACAUCGCGGAGUGGUGCAAGCAGACGGGAGGUCAAGAGAAGGAUUUCGAUGAGAACGACCCAAAUGUGGAUGCGGCAUUAUCGGGCAAAAUCCGCCUGGCGAAGCAGUCUGUGGAGGUGUUGCAGCUGAUGCAAUCGCUGCAGUCGCUGUCCAACCACUUUGUCACCUCGCACAACUACUUUUGCUCGUCUCUCGCGAAGGCCGCGAGCGGGAUCAGACAUAGGCACCGCGACGAGAACUCUGUGCAGUCGCGCGGCGCCGCGUGCGAGCUCGCUGUGCAGGUGUGCAGAACCCUGCAGGAAAUCGCCGAAUUUGACUACAAGGAAACCGAUGACCACCGGGACUUCAGGCGGGCGCAGCGGGCGUUUGACGACGUGUACGCGAUUCUCAUCGACACCAGACGCCGAUGCAGCCAGGGAUUGGUGCUUAAUUACAUGCGCCAGAACUACAAGAGGGUGGCUGACUCCACCGCCACCGACGGCACCGGCCUCGACCUAAUCGCCGAGGCCUUCGCGGUGGUGUGGCAGCAAUAUGUCAGAUGCGUUGGGAAGAAAAGCGCCUUGAAGCCUCUUGAAGAAGGGGCGGAAAAGACCGAAAUCCAGACAGAGCAUGAGAAGUGGCAAAACCGCGCCGAGAUCAUGGAGCAUGCGCUCAAGACGGGCAUCGGGCUGAUUCAGCAGCUCGUUAACAUCGCCGUGCUGAUGGGCUCAUCCGUGUCCGCCACGCUCCUCACCGCGAGCCUUCCCAAGUUUCGCGCGCCGAACAAGCUCGCGAAGAAAGCUGAGACUUACGUCAGCGGCGUGUUGGCGCUGGAUGAGAUCAUCGCCAGGAACGACGCGGCGGUGUUUGAGCAGAGUAUGAAGGAGGACUCGUCGCCGACCGUGAAGCAGUUUGCGGAUGUACUGCACGCCGCGAUGCUCCCCGCGUUGAUGAAGAUUUGGAACUCGGACUCCCUCAAGUCCUGCCCCACGCAAGUGCUGGUGGUGCUAAUGGCGGCGAUGCGGCACCUCCGCGACGGCACCGGGAAGGUUGACGCGCACGAAGGGCCGCCGAGGCGGGGGCGGACCGGAUCGGGCGGCGCGGCGCGUCUGCUUGGCGGGCUCGCGCCAGCCCCGCCGCCUCCUCCCCCGCCGUUUGUUCCGUCGCCUUCCAUGAUGGCGUCUAUCCAGGAGAUGGGUUUUUCAGAGCCGCAGGCGAGGGCGGCGCUGGUGGCGGUGCGCGGGCAGUCCAUCGAGAUCGCCAUGGAGUGGCUCUUCACGCACCCGGAGGAAGCGGCGGCGGCGGACGAGGCUGCUGCUGCGGCGGCUGCCACCACCACACCCGCCCCCGAAGAGAAGAAGGAGGAGAAGGAGGAGAAGGAGGAGGAAAUCACGCCGUCGCAGGAUGAGCUGGCCAGGGCCAUGGCCAUGUCCAUGGACGAAGCCGAGGCUGCUGACGCCGCUCCGCCCGCCGCGGAGCCCAAGAUUGAGCUCAUAUCACAGGAGAAACUCAUGGCCGACGGACUCCCGGCGAGUACCUGCCUGCGCACGCUCCUGGACCGCGAAUGCAAAAUGCCCGCGGCGGCAGACCUGAUCGAGCCAAUGAUGGACAUUUGCCAGGCGAACGAGGACAUGGUGUUCCCUUGCGUCGGCCUCUUCAAAGCCGCAGUCGGUCCCGCAAAGGAAGCCGAGCAGAAGAGCGCGAUGACCCGGAUCUUGACGAUGGUCGUCAACGCUUUCGAUCCCGAGACAUUCUCCGAGCCGGACCUGUACACCAACAGCCGCUUCCUCGCGCUCUUGCUCUCGGACAGAAACGGUUUGCGAGAAAUCGCCGCGGACGUCGACUGUUUGAUGACCGUUUCGUCCGAGCCCGGGGACGUGCAGGCUGAACGCGCCAGUCGCGUCGAUAACAUGCUCGUGGACUUUACGGACAGGGCCGUGUGCGCGCUGGAGCGAUUCCUCUCAGAGCACAAGGAGUCGGGCUCGGCGGUGAUGCCCAAGUGGUUCGCGACGCUCGUGCUGGUGAUCCACGCAAUCGCGCAGUGGCGAGGCGUGAAGCCGAUGGAGUUUGACAGAACCUCCAACGAAUGGGAGACCAAGCGCCCGAACAUGCGUCAGCGCCUGGAGCAGGAGAGAACCGACGAGGAUAAGCUGGACGCCGCGUACGUGAAGCACAAGACGAACCCGGCGGAUGCGCUGAAGUCCGUCAUCGGCUCACCCAUGGGCUACCUCGACGACGACAUGUGCGAUCGCGCGACGAAACUGUGCAUCGACAUACUGCUUCUUACUGAAACCCAGGGCGAGGAGGUGGACCCGUCCGAGACCAUCGUGGGUGCGCUCACGUCGGAUGAGGACGUGGGUGGCGUGCAAGCCGCGCUCCAGCUGCUGUCGCACCUGACCAAGGACCACCGCCGCGCGUGCAUGCUCCUCAAGCCCAAAAACUGCAUAAACACGUUACUGAACGUCCCGAGGAAAUUCGCGUUUGCCGCGUACGAUGCGCUGGCGUCUUCGAUCCUGCGACACGUGGUCGAGGACCCCGAGGUUCUGCAGGCUGCGAUGGCCACGGAGAUUCACACGAUCCUGGGCGAUCAAUCCAAGAUCAACUCGCGACGGUUCAUGCCGCAGGCUAUGCCGGUCAUCUCGAGGGACCCCGCGGCUUUCGUCGCAGCCAUGGAGAAGUGCUGCGUCAUCACGCAGGGCGCCAGAGGAGACCCGCGGCAGGUUGGUUUCUUUGUGCAUCUUCGCAAGAGGUACAUCGACGACGAGAAUCGCAAGGUCGCAUCUUCGCAAGGUCGCAAUUUGGACCCCAGAACCGACGUCUCACCCAAGGACAGGGAGGCCUACCUCGCGUCCCCUUCGUCCAGGGCGCUCAAGUCUCCGGCUGGUGACACCGCGGCCAAGAGCCAGGGCAAGGGCCACGGGAAGAAAAAGGCGCAUCCGUCGUUCGCGACAGUGAUCCAGGCGCUCGUCGACGCGGUGAUGGCGUAUCCGACGGACGCGGAGCGAGCCGCCGAGUGGGGCGAGGGGGGCGGCACCGCAGCCGUGGACGCCAUGGAAACAUCCGCGGAGGUUGACUCGAAGGAGGUUGACUCGAAGGAGGUUGACUCGAAGGAGGUUGACUCGAAGGAGGUUGACUCGAAGGUGAAUGCGCCGUCGCUUGCGGCUGUUCGCGCCUCCCUCGCGCUUCGCCUGCUCACCGAUUUCACCCUCGUGUACGGCGCCGCCGCCGGGCAGAUCCUUCGCAUGGACGCGCCGACCGAGGGAGCCAAGAGCGGCCUGCUCAAGCACGUCCUCUACGUCCAGCUCCCCGAGGCCAAGGCAAAGCUCGGCGAAGCCGACAAGGACGGCAGGCCCGCGGCGGGCGGAUGGGACGGCGGCGAACGAGCCGCGUACCUUCUCCUCGCGCUCUGCGUCCGAUCGUCGGAGGCGAGACGCAGGGUGCUUCACGAGGUGAGCGUCGCGUUGAAAUCGGCGGAUGCGCUCGUGAAGAACGCUCGCGAAGGCCCGGGACCCGCUCGAGCGUUUGUGGAUCUGGUCAACGCUCUCCUGGCGUACGCGGGGGGUAAACCCGCGGGGUCCGCGCCGGGUGCCCAGAACAACGGCGAGGGCAAGGACCUCCAAAGGCGGUACGCCGGUGACUUGCAGCGGUGCAUGAAGGACGCGAACCUCCUCCCGGCCAUGUGCGCGGCGCUGGACGGGGUGGACCUCAACGACGCCGCCGCGCCGGUGCUCGUCAACGCGAUCUUGCGGCCGCUGGAGGUGAUGACGCGGCCGGCGCCCCCGCCCAAGUCGCCUGCGUCGCACCCGCGGCUCUCGCAGGGCGCGGGGGAGACCGCCGCCGCCGAGACCGCCGCCGAUGCUGCGAACGCGCCGGGCUCGAUCGAGCGACGUAAUCGUGGGCAGGGCAACGAAGGGGGCCACGGGCUGGCGAGAACCGCCACGAUGGCGGCGGAGCACGACCCGGAGCAGAUGGCGCAGCUCGAGCAGGUUGCCGGUCAGAUGUUCGAGUCGAUGGACCGCGACGACGAGGACGACGACGAAUCCGGCGAGGAUGAGUCGGGCGAGGAGGACGAGUCGGGCGAAGAGGACGAGGACGACGAUGAAUCCGACGAGGACUCCGACGGCGAGGCGGACAUCGACCUCAUGGACGAUCACGAAGAGCAGGAGGUUGAAAUGGUCCACGACGAGGGCGACGGCGAGGAGGAGGACGCCGCCGUCGACCACGGGCACCACCACGGCCACGACGACGACGACGAGAUGGAAGCCUCGGACGAGGAUGCCGAGGACGAAGACGCCGAGGACGAUGACGAAGACGAUGAUCACGAUGAGGAGGAGGGCGCCGAGAUCAACAUCGAGGAGGACGUCGACGACGACGGAGACGAGGAAGUUGGCGCCGACGACCGGUGGGACGUCGACGACCAGGACGACCACUUCGACCUCUUUCCCCCGUUCGACGAGCACGGUACCGACGCGGCCCCACCCCCGGGUGGAUGGGGACCGGGUGAGAUCGUCCCGCUCCACGGCCACGCGCACGCGUUGGGACACGGCGAAGAGGAGGACGUGAUGCACUUUGGCGGUGAGGACGACGGCGACGACGACGGCGUCGACGCGGGCGACGACGACGACGGCGACGACGACGACGGCGCCAGACUCGCUGAGCAGCUGCAGGGUCUCAUCGGUAACAUCGCGAACCAGGUUGGCGCCCAGGGCGGCGGGCCCGCCCCCGUCGUCGAGUUGCGGGUGAGGGACAACCGGCUUCGCGAGCUGGUCAUGCGACGGGGCGGUCGCGCGAUUUUGCGGCCGGACGACAUCGGGUCGCUCGUGGCCGGCGCGGGCGCGCCGGGGGGCGCGGGCGCCGCUCGCGCGCGCGGCGCCAACAACCUCGCCGGCGGCGGCAUCCUCUCCGACAUCUUCAACCUCCGAAACUCGCUCGAAGAGGCUCGAAGGGGCGCCGCGACGAGCCCGGCGUCGCGGCGCGGCGGCGCAAACUCCACCAGCGCGGGUAUCGCCACCGACGCGGAGCUCAUCUACGAUCCCACCCGCGGCGCCGGCGGGAUGGAUCCGCUCGAGCAUCCGCUCCUGGGCCGCCGCCCCGUCGAUUUCGCGCGGGGGGGCACGAGCGCGAACGCGAACGCGAACGCCGCCGGCGGAUCGGGCGCCGGCGGAGCCGAGGCUUUGCGGGGUCGGACGCCGCGAGCCGCCGGGAUGCACUCGGUUCUCGCGUCGAUUUCCGGCGAGAUGUCUCGACUCGCCGUCGGUCCCGGCGCGCCUCAAACGGGCGGUCGCGGCGCGUUCCAGGUCAUCGGCGCCGGCGAACAGAAUGGGAGGCUCUUCGUCUUGCCCGAGGUGACGGAUCUCGGAUCGCUGCUUCGCGUGGAGCGAUCCGACGGGGGUCGCGGCGCGGCUAGCUCAUCUACAGCUGGCGGCGACGACGGCGGCAGGCGCUGGGACCCGCCGCGGGUCGGUGACGCGCGAGCGGCGACCUGGGCCGAUCCGAGCCGCGGCAGCGUCGCGCCCCGGCACGUCAACCCGUGCCUGGACGCCGCGGCGAGCGACCUGGAGGCGCACCUCGCGGGUAUUCUCCGAGCGGAGCCCGCCGCUCAGCCGCCGCCGGCUGCCGACCAGCCGGCGGCGGAGCCCGAGAAGACCACCACGGAGGGUGACGUGGAGAUGGCGACUGAACCCGAGCCGGAACGUGCCCCGGAGCCCUCCUCGACGCCCGAAGCGGAGGCGCCUGCUCCUCCUGUGGCGGAUGAGGCGCCCCCCGUGGAGACUGCCGCCGACGAGAUCCGGGAGCACCCCAUCACCGCGGAACCUUCCGAGGAGGAGGACGACGACGAGGACGAAGAGGAACCCGAGCCCGAGGACCAGCCCAUCGACUCCGAGUUCCUCAACGCCCUUCCCCCCGACCUCCGCGAGGAACUCCUCGCCACCAAUCGGCAGAUCGCCAGGCUCAACCGACGAAACACGAGCGCCGACGCCAGCGCCGCCGCCUCGAGUCAACUCGAGCCCAUCGACCCGUCCUUCAUCAGCGCGCUCCCGCCGGAUAUGCAGGCUGAGGUUGUCCAGCAGCAGAGCCGGGAGGUCGCCCGCGUCAUGCGCGAGCGCGCCGCGGAGGACGCGAGGCGAUCCGCCCAAGCCGCGGCGGAGGCUGCCGCGCGGGCCGCCGCCGCCGCCGCCGCCGCGCCCGAGGGUGAGCGAACGGAGGCGCAGAGAGCCGCCGCCGAAGCAGCCGCCGCCGCCGCGCAGGCGGCGGCGCAAGCCGGAGGCGCGGCGCAGGGCGGCAUGGACAACGCGUCCGUCAUCGCGUCGUUUCCCGAGGAGCUUCGACAGGAGGUGCUCCUCUCCGCGGACGAGUCCGUGCUCGCGACGCUGCCCGAGGCGCUUCAGGCUGAGGCCAGGACGCUCCGCGAGAGGCACGCGCAGCAGAUGCGGCAGUUUCAAAACGCGGGAGCCGCCAGAGCCGCGGCGGAGGCGGCAGCCGCCGACGGCAUGGAGGACGACGACGAAGCCGGCGGGACCGCCGCCGCCGCCUUCUCGAGGCAGCUCAGGACCAUGCUCGGGCUCUCGGGCCCGGGGCCGCUGGGCGGCGGCGGCGGUCGGGGGGGCAGGGGCGAACGAAUGUUGGCCGGGGCGUUAACCGCCGCGGACAGAGCCGCGAAAGCGGCGAAGCUCGCGUCGCCCGCGGUGGACCGCGACGCGCUCCUCACGCUGGUCAGGCUGCUUCGCCUGGCGCCGCCCCCGGCUAAGGGCCUGCUCCCAAAGGUUCUCCUCAACCUCGCGGCGCACGCGCCGACCCGCGACGCGCUCCUCAGGCUGCUCUUCGCCAACCUGCGAGCCGUGAUGGAGGCCAACGAGGGCGGCGGCGGCGAUUGCGGCGCGCUCUACGGCCGGGACGUGCACGUCGUAUGCUCCAAGCCCGACGCCGCGGCGAGACUCCUCGCCAAACGCGCGCUGGAGACGGCGGUGUUCCUCGCCAGGCACAGCGCGUUCAUAUCCAGGAGGAUCCCCGCGCUGGCGGUGACUUUGAGCGACGCGGCCGACGCCGCCGCGGCGGGGGCGCUCGGCGCAAAGUCACCCCCGAAAUUUGCAAACGAGAUUGGCACGGACGAGACGGUCCUGACCAGAAGUCCGGCCUCCAUCCCGCUUCCCGCGGCGAGGCCCGACGCCGGCUCGGCCGGCGGCGACGGCGUCGUGGCGCUGCUGCUGAGGUGCCUCGGAUCGACCGCGUUUGCGCCGCACGUGGGUCACCUGGAGCUCAUCCUGCAGCUGCUGGACGCGACGCUCAGGUCCAGCGCGUUCGAGUUGGACUACCACGUCAGGGCUCUGCGAAUACACAGGGAGGCGGAGGAGACGAGGAGAAAGGCGAAUGAGGAGAAGAGCAAAAAGGAGGCGGAGACGCGAAGGACGGCGGCGGAGAUCACGGAGGCGCCCGGGGAGGAGGACGCGACGCUCGCGAUGGACGAAGGCGUCAACACGGCGUCAACGCGGAUGGCUCUUCACAAGGAAAAGGACGAGAAAAAGGACGUCGAGAUGGUCAGGCCACACGGAACCGAAGACUUCGCCGUCGCCCGCAUCCGCGAGGCGCUCGCGUCCGACUACGCCCGGCUCUCCGCCGUCGCGACCCUGCUCGGCCGCGACGGGCUCACCGAUUCCGUCUACGCCAAAGCCGCCGACGUGUGCCGAGCGUUGGCCGACGUCGCCCCCGCCGCCCGCGACGCGCUCGCCUCCGCGCUCUCCGCGCAGGUCAGGUCCAGGAUCGAGGACGCGGUGGCUAACCUCGAAUCCGUGCGAUUCACCGCGUCGGUUGGGAGGACCGCGCAGACGAUGGGCGCGAAGGAGGCGGAGGCUGAGGCGGCGGCGGCGGCGGCGGCGGCGAAGCUUCCCCCCUCCGUCGCGUCGUCGGGUUCCGCGAUUCUUCGCGUGUCGCACGUCGUCGCCGCGCUUCUCAAGUUUGACGUCGACGCGGCCAAACGCGAGGAGACUGAGGCGGCGGGUAACGCCCUCGCGGCCGCCGGCGCGGGCCCCGGCGAAGUGAUCCCGCCGCCGCGCUCCGGCGCCGACGUCGAAGCCGAGCGACGUCGACGACGAAAAGCUAUGGGCCGAGCGAUUCAAUCAUUCGCCGACGAGCUCAACCCGGUGUGGGCCGCGCUCAGCGAGGCGUGCACCGUGCUCGAGCCGCAGAUCGCCGCCGCGGCGGCCGUCGCGGCGGCGUCCUCCCGGGGGGGCACCGCGGCGCCCGCGCUGCCCGCGGGCGCGAGGCAGAUCCAGCCCGUCGUCGAGGCGUACUUUGCCCUCGCCGCCGCCAUCAACGACGCGUCCAAGCGAGUCGCCCCCGAAGCCUCCGUCGAGGAACCGGGAGGAAGGAACGCGACCAUCUCCUCGCCCGAGCGGGGCGGCGUCGUGGGGUCCGACGAGGGUUUGGUGUCGUCGAAUGCGGCGUCGUCGGGCCUGGACGCGGACGACCGCGCCGCGUUUGGUCUGUCGAGGGUGACGUCACCCGCGUUUGGACUCGCGAGGAGCGCGACGCCCGCGAAUGGUGCGGCGACUGCUGGCGGCCGGGCUCCUCACUCGAGUGGUCCAUCGGCGUCUCAUCCCGGGGGGGCGGAUCUCGCGCCGGUGGCGGAGGAGGAGGCGGACGCGGGCGCGGACAAAGACGGGCCGGGCGGGGUGACGAGCGUGUGGAACUUCACCAACGAGCACCGCUCGGUGGUCAACGCGCUGGUCCGGUCGCAGCCCGGGUUGCUCGACGGCAGCCUGCGCCUCAUGCUGGAGAAGCCGCGCCUGCUGGAUUUCGACAACAAGCGGUCGUACAUCCGCGGCAAGCUGAAACGGCUCGCGGAGCGCGAGCAGAUGCGGGGAUCGCACCACGGCCCGGUCCGCGCGCAGAUCAACCGCAAGCAGGUGCUCACCGACUCGUUCAUGCAGCUCCAGCACCUCAAGCCGGCGGAGCUGAGGGGCCGACUGACGAUUCAGUUCUCCGGCGAGGAGGGCAUCGACGCCGGCGGCGUCUCCCGCGAGUGGUACAUGCUCCUCGCCAGGGACAUGUUCAACCCCGACAAGGCGCUGUUCGAGCUGUCUCCGUCCGGCGACGGCGCGUACCAGCCGUUCGGCAACUCCGGCAUCAACGAGACGCACUUGGCGUACUUCAAGUUCAUCGGUCGGAUCAUCGGUAAAGCCGUGUACGACGGGUACCUGGUUGACGCGCACUUCACCCGGCCUUUUUACAAGCACAUGCUGAACAUACCGCUCAACUACGACGACAUGGAGGCGUUCGACCCGGACUACCACAAGAGUCUGGUGUACAUGCUGGAGCACCCGCUGGAGGAGAGCGGGCUCGAUUACCUGACCAUGUCCGCGACGGCUGAUUAUUUUGGGAUGGAGACGGUUGUCGACUUGAUCCCCGACGGGCGGGACGUGAGCGUCACCGACGACAACAAACUCGAGUACGUCAACCUCGUCGCGGCGCACAGGAUGACCAACGCGAUCAAGGAGCAGAUCGCCGCGUUCACCGAGGGUUUCAACGACAUAGUUCCGCACGAGAUCAUCUCCAUCCUCAACCCGUCGGAGCUCGAGCUGCUCAUAUCGGGCACGCCCGAGAUUGACAUCGACGACUUGAAGAACAACACGGAGUACACCGGGUACACCACGUCCGCGCCGCAGGUGCGAUGGUUCUGGGAGGUCGUGAAGGACCUCAGCGAGGAGGACCGCGCGCGCUUGCUGAUGUUCGUGACGGGAACGUCCAAGGUUCCGUUGGACGGUUUCAAGGCGCUGCAGGGCAUCAGCGGGCCGCAGAGGUUUCAGAUUCACAAGGCGUACGGCGGCGGUCAGAGGCUUUGCAGCGCGCACACGUGUUUCAACCAGCUGGACCUGCCGGAGUACAACACGAAGGAGGAGCUGAAAGACCGGCUUCUGUUCGCAAUUAGAGAAGGCAGUGAGGGUUUCGGCUUCGGCUAGCCAGAUUCCACGAGAGAUAGCGUUGGCCGGGUAAACAUCCCCGCGCGACAACACGCAACAAAUUGUAGAAGGAAUGUAAGAGUGAGAGAAAUUCUAAGCG